Messenger RNA from Lasiodiplodia theobromae, 3498 nucleotides. Its product is annotated as Snf2 family helicase. Gene Ontology annotation, cellular component: nucleus. The record is from RefSeq and is a predicted model, not a curated record. The transcript has a single exon. Lineage: Eukaryota; Fungi; Ascomycota; Dothideomycetes; Botryosphaeriales; Botryosphaeriaceae. Bases 1 to 3498 code for a protein of 1165 amino acids. Gene Ontology annotation, molecular function: ATP binding; ATP-dependent chromatin remodeler activity; DNA binding.
AUGGCCAACGACAUUUGCACUGGCGCCGGCUACAACUCACAGGAUGACGAUGGCGACGACCUUUUCGCCGGUUACGACGAGAUGGAGGAAACCAUUCCUCUCUCACACCCCUACAAGCCUGCCCCGCCGACACAAGCGUCGCCAUACUUUGCCUCACCGGCACCUGCUACGACCCAGCCGACACAAAUCUUGGACACACCAGUGCGUGACAGAACGGACGCAAACGCUGUUGUCCAAGUGCCGGCAUCCUCACCUUCACUCCAAGCUCGUGGCCCGGUCGCCUCACCUUCGCCGACUGGAUCGCGCAAGGCCAUAUCAAAUGCACCGCCAGGUACCACUUCGCGACCGUCUCGACUGCCGGUCACCCAUGCUGGUAGCUUCAGCGACGACUCUCCAGCAGAAGAAACGUCGGAUGACGAGCUCUCCAAGCCGAUCUCAAGGUCGGAGAUCAAACCGUCUAAUUUCCUUACCAAGAACAAGCCUAGGAUCCCUCCCCCUAGCGAUGGCCCACCCUCUGUUCUCAGCCAGGUCCUCGACCAAUUCAAGUAUCAAGGUCCCGCCAGCCGACCUCAGAAGCGCUCAGCCGAUGAAAUGGCAAAUGCUUACUCUUCAUCGCCGAAGAGGCCUCGUACGCAGCCACGUCAGACUGGCCCCUCUCGCGCUCUGCCUGUGGAUGAGGGCUCUUGUUCAUUCGAGGGUAUGAAGUUGGAGGACAUUCCAGACUGGGUCCAGAAGCAGAGGGUCAAGCGGAUGUUGCUCGUGUUUGGCGACAAGCCCGUAUCACUCCUGUACGAGGCGCUUGUUCGCAAGAAAGGACAGUACGACGAUGCCCUCAACUACGUCUGCGAGUUGGAAGAGGAGCAGGAACGCAAGAAGGCAUCCAAGGUGGAAACCAUUGAUCUCACUGAGGACGAUGCAUCACCGGUCAAGCCUUCGAAGUUUACUACGAACAAGUCGGUUCAGUCAGGCAAGACUAUUGCCUCUAAGUGGAGCUCCAUUAGCGCGCCCAAGUCAAAGGAAAAGCAGACUCCGGUCCUGGAUAUCGCUGACGACUCCUCUGCCACUGAGUCGCCUGCUGUCAAACCUCGCGGUCGCCUUAGGCGAGGCCGUCCCUCCGCUGCCAGAUCACCCACCCCAGAAGAAAAGCCCACGCCUCAGAAGCCAGAGCUGGACCGCCAGCGAAAGAAAGUUCUCACCGUUGAAUCGGAUUCUGACGCUUCGGAUAAGGAAGAAGAAGUUGAUGAGCAAGCGCUGCAGGAAAGCCUGCUCGCGUACAUCAACAAGUGCUCAGCGGAGGACCUCGCGGAUCUUUCUGAGAAAUCUUUGGAAGAUUGCCAGGGCGUGUUGGAGAGAAGGCCCUUUAAGAACUUGGACCAAAUUCGAAAGGUGGAGCUCAACCCACCUAAGCUGACGAAGACUGGAAAAGUGCCACGCACCCACAUGUCCACAGGAACGAAGGUCCUGAACGAUGCGGAAAAGAUGUGGACGGCUUACCAGUCGAUCAAUGAGCUCGUGUCUCAGUGUCAGGAGAUUGGCGAACCCAUCAAGGCAGCUAUGAAGCAUCUUGGAGGCAAGUCGGUUGCUUCAGACGUUUCGGGUGAGCUCAACCUUGGAAGCCUUGACGAGGUCAAGAACGACUCCGGCGUAGGCACUCCAAGCUCGGCUUCGCAAACGGACGAUGACGAUGAUGUCAUUAUCACAAAGUCGAGGUUCUCGAAGCUCCAGAAGCCCUCCAUCAUGGCUGAAGAUCUGAUCCUGAAGGAUUACCAAUUGGUUGGCCUUAAUUGGCUGAACGUCCUUUGGACCAAUAAACUGUCAGGUAUUCUGGCCGACGAUAUGGGCCUGGGCAAGACUUGCCAAGUCAUUUCGUUCCUGGCUCACCUCAAAGAGACCGGUCAAAAGGGAAUCCACCUCAUUGUGGUUCCUAACACCACCCUGGAGAACUGGUUCAGAGAGUUCAACAAGUUCAUCCAAGAAGGAACGAUGCAUGUUGAGCCGUACUACGGCAGCCAGGCCGAGCGCAUGAGCAUGAGGGCAGAUAUCGAGAGUAAAAAGGAAGAUAUCGAUGUAAUCAUCACAACCUACUCAACGAUGAGCAGCACCGACAAGAACGACGCAAAAUUCCUGCGCAAAUUGGAGCCGACUGUUUGCGUGUUCGACGAAGGGCACCAGCUGCGAAACAGCUCAUCGCAGAAGUAUCAAUGCGCGAUGCGCAUUCCCGCGACGAUGCGCCUUCUUUUGACGGGCACUCCGCUACAGAACAAUCUGCAGGAAAUGGCCUCACUCUUAGGAUUCAUCAUGCCAGAGGUUUUCGCCGAGCACGCGGAGAAUUUGAAGUUUAUUUUCCGCCGAAAAGCCACAACGACGGAGGAAAACAGCCAUGCCAGCUUGCUGUCAGUCCAACGUACCGCCAGAGCACGGUCGAUGAUGACCCCCUUCAUUCUGCGCAGGAGGAAGGAGCAGGUUCUGGGCAACAUUCUUCCGGCGAAGACAUGUCGAGUCGAGUACUGCGAACUGGAUCCCAAGCAGAAGAAGGUGUACAGCGACGUUCUUGCUCUUCAGCAAAAGGCCUUCCAGAGGAAGAAGUUGAAUCUGCCGAGCCCCGCGAGCUCGAACUACUUGAUGAAGCUUCGGCUUACUGCGUGUCAUCCUCUUUUGGACCGUCACUUCUUUAACGAUGAGAAAAUCACGCGGAUGGCGGAAGACCACUUCAACGUUGGUGCAAGCACGAGCGUGAAGUCAUCGUUCGACUGGCUCCGGAAGAUGAACGACUUCAAGAUCAUGCGGGCGAUAGACGACGAUCCUCAGCUCUGGGGCAAAUACCAGAUGGAGGAUGACCUGACGCACGCCUCAGGAAAGUUUCAAAAGACGGUGGAACUUGUGAAAGAGUUCGCCAAGAACGGCGACCGUGCUUUGUUUUUCUCUCAGUUCAAGAUGGUUCUAGAUGUCAUGGAAGAGGUUUUGUCGGCUGAGAACAUUCCCUUCCUCCGCUUCGAUGGCUCAACCAACACUUCGGGCCGCCAAGAUAUCAUUGACCAAUUCUACCAGGAUGCCACCAUCCCCAUCUUCUUGGUAUCUACUGGGUCUGGCGGCACGGGUAUCAAUAUCACCGCUGCCAACAAGGUCAUCAUCCACGACCUCUCUUGGAACCCCCAAGAGGACAUCCAGGCUGAGAACCGGGCGCACCGAGUCGGACAGCUCCGGGAUGUUGAGGUGAUCCGCCUUGUGACGCGAGGCACGAUCGAGGAGCAGAUCCUGGCGCUCGGCAACUCCAAGCUGGAGCUGGAUAAAAAGGUUGCAGGUGCUGGUGCGUUUGGCGACGACAGCAAGACCUCCAAGGUCAUGCAAGAUAUUGUCGCGCAGAUGUUGUUUGAGCAGAUGGAGGCGAAGGGCGAACUAGACCGCCCGAUGGAGGACGGACAGGACUCGGCUGGUAAUGAUGACAUUGCCGAGCAGUUCAAGUCGGGCUUGGAGAAAGCAGGGGUUAAAAUGGCGUAG